Emiliania huxleyi CCMP1516 is the source of this 447-nucleotide messenger RNA. RefSeq lists its product as hypothetical. The record is from RefSeq and is a predicted model, not a curated record. The annotation marks the transcript as partial. NCBI's taxonomy places the organism in Eukaryota, Haptophyta, Isochrysidales, Noelaerhabdaceae. The transcript has a single exon.
GGCUCGCACCUCGACUUCUCGCACGUGUACGUCUUCGACCGGGUCUUCUCGCCGACGACGAUGGCGUCGCUCGCGCGCGUGCUGCAGCGCUCCCCCUUUCGCGUGCUGGUGAGCUACCGGACGGCGAGCGAGUGGUGGGAGCAUGGCCUCAGCGUGGUGCAGCCGGUCGCGAAGCUGCGCCUCUCCAGCACGGGCAAGGAGGGGAUGACUUGCUGGAUCUACAUCAACAUGCGCUACGCCCCGCGAUGACAGCCGUCACGCCGGCGGCGGAGGUCGGCCCCCGCGCUUGGGCGGCCUGAGCCGCUGUGGCGCGAGCCCGCCGCCGCCGGGAAGGAAUAAAAGGAGUCGGUGAUUUAGCUUCGCCGUUCCUCGUCUCUAUUAGUGUGUCUUGUGUACGCACGUACAGAUCCACGGUGUGGAGGCCUUACAAACAUAACCUAGAGAGGG